This is a messenger RNA of Uncinocarpus reesii 1704, 264 nucleotides long. RefSeq lists its product as uncharacterized. The transcript is spliced from 3 exons. The coding region runs from base 1 to 264 and encodes 87 amino acids. Lineage: Eukaryota; Fungi; Ascomycota; Eurotiomycetes; Onygenales; Onygenaceae. The record is from RefSeq and is a predicted model, not a curated record. Gene Ontology annotation, molecular function: peptidyl-prolyl cis-trans isomerase activity.
AUGGGCGUUACAAAGAAGAUCAUCAAGCACGGCAACGGUGUUGAUAAACCUGCCAAAGGCGAUAACAUCGUCAUGAAAUAUCGGGGGUGCCUCUACGACCCUAACAAGGCCUCCGAGAACUACAUGGGCACGCAAUUCGAUUCGACGGAACAUCGUGGCGAAUUCAAAAUCAAAAUCGGAAUUGGUGCAGUUAUCCGCGGCUGGGACGAGGCCGUCCCCGAGAUGACCCUUGGCGAAAAGAGUAUAUUGACCAUCACUGAGUAA